AUGUUCAGCAUGCUCGGUCGAUUCUCAUUCUGCGUGCCAACGCGGCAUUCUCUGGUUUUCUCAAAACCUGGAAACCUGCGGAGGCUUUCGUCUAUUUCUCUCCAUUCCACGCUUCCUACGACCGCGUACCGGCUGCAGCUCUUCCCCAAAUCAAACCUUUCAGCCUUCAAAAAGGAUGAGGACUCGAACAGCAACGAGCGGGCUUUAGUAUCCGAUGAUGGUCUGGUAUAUCCGAGAGUAUGGGACAAAAAGCCAAGUGCGCACUCAUUCAGCAUCGUUUUGGAGAGUACUGAGAUUGGUUUCCUGGGCAGAAGCAAGCGGGCCUAUUUUCAUGCCCAACACUAUCCUAAUGCAAGAUUUGACGAGACUUGCAUUCGACCGGCAUCUAGAAGAGGACGAAACGAGAAAGCCAGUCUUGAUCAGUCUGAAGAAGGGUAUAUGCCUAAACCAUACUCCCACGGCCACCGCUUACAUCGCUACUCAGGGACACUUUUGCCGGCGCCGCUGAUCGCCUUUUCUUUCGAUCCUUCCAAGUUUUCACUCCAACCACUGCACCCGAUCGAAUUAUCCAAACUGAACAGCGUGCUCGAUGAGCUUUAUUCGACAGAGGCAACUAUCUUUGAUGCUGAAGAGUGGUUUGACCAAAAUCCGUUCCACGAUGCUGAACCAGACGUAUAUGACCUCUAG
This is a messenger RNA of Fonsecaea pedrosoi CBS 271.37, 687 nucleotides long. RefSeq lists its product as uncharacterized. Lineage: Eukaryota; Fungi; Ascomycota; Eurotiomycetes; Chaetothyriales; Herpotrichiellaceae. The record is from RefSeq and is a predicted model, not a curated record. The transcript is spliced from 2 exons. The coding region runs from base 1 to 687 and encodes 228 amino acids.